UUGAAACCGGAACUCUCAGACGCCAUGGAAACACAUGACGCUGACCUGUGCUGCUAAAUUGACAGCUAGCUAGCAUCAAUAGAAUAGCUAGCUACUGGUGAGAUUAAUGUCUCGGAAAGCAAUGAAAGUGGUAGUUGACUUACAGUUUAGAGCGGUAUCAUGCCCUGGUGUGCAUUUGCCAGCCAAGGAUGACAUCUACCUCAGUGUGUGCUUCAUGAGCCAAUACCGCAAGUCGGAGUGUCUCCCCCCUGUCUUCCCUCUCCUGUUUCGAGAGAAGAUGAGAUUUGAGAAAGUGUUCCACUAUGCUGUUGACCCAGGAGAUGUUGCAGAGAUGCUGGAAUAUGAAACGGUCAAAGUUGAACUGGUACAGUUGAUCCCCCCAGUGGGGGAGGCCCUGGCCUGCUUUGAGGAAGACGCCAGACACUUCCUAUUUCCAGAGCCCAAAUUGGUCCCAUCCUUCUCUGGAGUAGACAGAGAGGUUCUGAUGACACGCUCCAUUAGCUUCCCUGGCAUUGCUCCAAGGUUAGAGUUCUCCACCAGAACAACCAUCAGUGAGUGCUCUGCGAACGCCGAGGUCAACAGCACCCAUCUCAGGUCUCCAAUGAGGACAGUGGUGCCAAAGAAACGCACUAAAAGGUCCCGAAAGGGACACCGGAGAGGAGAUUGGGACGGUGCCCGGCGGGCACCAGUUAUGCCCAGAUCACGCUCCCUCUCCCCGUGCAAAGCCAGCCAGAUGGACGGUUGUCAUGGAAACAUGGGGCGGCUGGCACAGCUCAGUUUGGGUUCCAGCUGGGAUAUAGAUGAGGAGUUUUUACCCCGUCAUAAAAGCGACCUCUGGCUUGGGACUGGACACUCCCCUACACCCCACCUCUCCCCUGUCAUGGCCAGACCCACCCUGACCAACGACUCCUCUCCUCUUCUCCCACGGUCCCUGUCCUCUGACACAGACAAUCUCCUGGACUACCCACCAGGUCCAAGCCAACGGUGUUCCCUGGUUAACAUAGGGAGAUCCUCCACCCCUCCACCCAGCCAUUCCAUACUUUGGCACUCCUACGGGGAAAGCUCGAGACAAAAUGGGUCACGCCCCAGCUCCCAGGGCAUGUGGGAGGAGGUCCAACACCGUGUCCGAGGACUCCUUACCACCCCUAGAGCGGUGCACAGACUCGCCCAUGGGGCCACAGACUCCGAGAUAGACGAGGUGCUAGCCCGGAGGUCCAUCUCCCCUAACCGAUGCCCACCCUAGGGAGUCAGUGGGGAACGGCCUGGGAAGGGGUGCCUUUCACUCAACAACUUGAAGCUUUAUCUUCUAUACCACCAGUGAAGAAGCCAAAGUGUCCGGUUCAUUUCAGCAUUGAUUUCAUAAUAAUGUCAUAAUUCACUCUGUGUGUGUGUGUGUGUGUGUUACGGUUAGCUGAAAUGAAGUAUUAAGGCAUACGGUGGCUAUUGCAGAGAAGUGAUUACCAGAAUUCAAAGCAUCUCAUUAUAUUGACGCUAAUGUUAUUAGUCAUUUUGUAUGUUUAUUUAUGGUAUUGAAUUGAGGCAGAAACCAUAGAAAUGCAUAUCAUUAUAGUUGUGUUCUGUGGACAUGGUCAUUUUGUGUGAAUAAAACGUUGUGUUAUCUAACAAAAACAAUCAUGAAUUUCUCACCCUAUAUUGAAUGUACAGUUUUUGAAAAUAUAAGCUAUGGUACAGUAACAUAUUGUUACUCUUGGGUGUGUUCAGGAGAGCGAAACCUGCAGAUAGAACUGUAACGUGUAGAGCAGCCUGGGUUGCCUAUUCUCCAUGACAAAGAAGAAUAUCUGCUCAACACAAUGUAUAUCUAUCUGAACGUUGUCAUGUCGCACCUUCCUGAAUGAGCCUCUGGCCUCUAGCCAGCAAACGGGCUGACUUUGUGGAGUCCUCGGGUGCGUCGGUGGAAAGAUGUUAAAGGGGAAUUAUGGGUAGGUCGAUUGUGCUCUUUGUGCUCUAACAACUCUCAGGGGAAAUAGCCGGUUAGGUGAUUUAUAUAUUACUGCACCGGCUGGCUGCUUCAGGAACAUUCUGUUCCAUCACUGUACCUUUCUAAGCUAUGACAGUUCAAUAGCUAGUCUAGAGGAUCCGAAACCGCAACCUGUGGUAUAAUACAGUGACUGCAGUAUUUCAAAUGGUUUGCGAAGUCGUUCUUGUAGAUAAAAGCAAGGCUGUACAGUAAAGGAUGCACAUCCGAUGGUCAGAUGCUGGACAGGAAGAAACAAGUAAAUGAAAGCAGUAAUGUCCACAACUCUAAUUCUGCAUUCUCAACCAUUUCCAAAGCCACUCAAAAAGAGAAACGCCCAAGUUGUAUUUUUCUUUAUUAGCU
Salvelinus fontinalis (brook trout) is the source of this 2338-nucleotide messenger RNA. Its product is annotated as spermatogenesis-associated protein 6-like. Gene Ontology annotation, molecular function: myosin light chain binding. The transcript is spliced from 11 exons. The record is from RefSeq and is a predicted model, not a curated record. Gene Ontology annotation, biological process: spermatogenesis. Bases 107 to 1243 code for a protein of 378 amino acids. Lineage: Eukaryota; Metazoa; Chordata; Actinopteri; Salmoniformes; Salmonidae.